AAAGUCCGAACCGCCCUGAAGAGCUGGUUAGACUUGCUGUGCUCUGGCUCUCUCUCUCUCUCUCUCUCUCUCUCUCUCUCUCUCUCACGCAUUUCUCUCUCCGGAAAAGGAACCCUCGCUCGCACACCGCCACCCCCAUGAAGAAGCUCUAUCGGAAGAGCACCGUCUACCCCUCGCCGCCGGUCGUCUCCGACCACCUCUCCUUCCUCCCCGCGGCCAUCCUCACACUCGCCGCAGCCCUCUCGCCCGACGACCGCGAGGUCCUCGCCUACCUUCUCUUGUCCAACAACAACAAUAAUAACACCGGCUGGGAACAAGGCAGCAGCAUCCAUCGAAGGCCCUCUUCCGCCGUCUCCCCCGCAGGAAAAGGCGGCGGCCAGAGAAGCUGCCUACCCGGCAAGAGCGACCAUCCCCCGAUGUUCAGCUGCGACUGUUUCGAGUGCUACAUGAGCUACUGGGUCAGGUGGGACUCCUCCCCCAAUCGGCAGCUCAUCCACGAGAUCAUCGAUCAGUUCGAGGAUGGGCUCGUGAAGAGCAAGGGGUCCAACACUAAAACCAAGAAGGAGAGGAGGAAGCAGACGAGAGGGGCCACCGAUUCGAAGCCGCCCUCAUCAUCAUCCCGUGAUCAGGAUGGGUUUCCGUCAGAGCAGCGUCCGAAGAAGGACGACCUAGUAAGUUCGACAUCGCAAUCGGCCGACUCGGGGACUUCAGAUGGAGGCACCACCGUAACACGCGGAGGCGAGGCGGCGGAGGAAGGGCCGGAGAAAGGGUCGGUGAGGAGGCUGGUGGGUUUUAUAGGUGAGAGGAUUUGGGGGGUUUGGAAUUGAUCUGAACCUAUUCUAUUCCGAUGAAGUAACUGCAAUAAUAAACGCCUUAAAACAGACAAGGUUAGUCAGUGUCGGAGGUUUCAUGUUUUUGUUACCUUAAAACAGUGGAAGACUUCUUGAAGUCCUCUGUGUAAGAUAGGUUGUGUAAUGUAAUCUUGAAAAUAGGUUCUUCUCAUUCUUCCUUUUUGAGGAAGAAUUUUUGUAAAUUAAGUUACCCUUUUGGCAAUGUAAAAAAGGAAAGUCGGUAGUUUGUUCCCCAAUCAAUAGGAGUUCAAUUUUUUUUCCCCCUUUUACUAGUGUAAAAAAUUGUAGUUCUGUCUAAAUGGAUUCAAUGUUCAUGAAUCGAGUAUGGUGAAAUCAACUUGAUUUCAA
Punica granatum (pomegranate) is the source of this 1199-nucleotide messenger RNA. NCBI's taxonomy places the organism in Eukaryota, Viridiplantae, Streptophyta, Magnoliopsida, Myrtales, Lythraceae. The record is from RefSeq and is a predicted model, not a curated record.